Molecule: messenger RNA, 4314 nt
Organism: Lytechinus variegatus (green sea urchin)
Lineage: Eukaryota; Metazoa; Echinodermata; Echinoidea; Temnopleuroida; Toxopneustidae
Product: ankyrin repeat domain-containing protein 13D-like
Exons: 12
Coding region: 100-2142 (680 amino acids)
Cellular component (GO): cytoplasm
Molecular function (GO): protein binding
Source: RefSeq, a predicted model, not a curated record
AUAUCAUUUUGCAUUUGCGAUAUUUAUCGAAUUUAGAAUUAGGGUGAAUAGUGUCACAAAUUCACGAAGCUUGCGCUUGUACUUUUCUAGAUUAGCCAGAUGUCUCAUAUUCCCAGUGUAGCUACGGAAUUCCCAAUUCAUUGGGCCAUUUGGCACAACAACUUGGAUGAUUUGAAUAAAGAGCUGUCAAAAAAAGAGAAUGAUAAAGAAAAGAAAGACCCACGGGGUAGGACACCCCUCCAUCUAGCUGUUACCCUGGGACAUAUAGAAUGUGUUAGAGUCUUACUAAGAUAUGAUGCAGAUGUUACAAUUGAAAACAAAGGAGGAUGGACUGUGAUCCAGGAAGCCACGAGUACUGGGGAUCCUGAACUUGUCCAGUUGAUCCUCCAGCAUAGAGAUCAUCAGCGAGCCACAGCUCGGAUAGGAGGGAUUCCUGAACUUCUAGAAAAGCUUAGACAAGCUCCAGAUUUCUAUGUUGAAAUGCGAUGGGAAUUCACAAGUUGGGUUCCUCUGAUGUCUAGGAUGUGUCCCAGUGAUACUUAUCGUGUGUGGAAGAGUGGUCCAAACGUUAGGAUUGAUACAACCCUCAUUGGAUUUGAUAAUAUGAAUUGGGUCAGAGGUAGCAGGAGUUAUGUCUUCAAGAAUGAAGAUCGGAACCAGUUUGAGUUUAUGGAGAUAGACCAUGAUGCAAAGGUAGUUUACUCUGAGAUGUUAGAACUUCAGGCACACCAUGACGUAUCUAGGAUGCAGCCUUCAGAGAAUGCUAUAGCCCAAAGACUCACCUCACCAGUCUCUAAUACUUACAUAGAUACAGAGAAAAUAGAAUUCACCAGAACAAAGGCUGGUAUUUGGGGCUGGAGACAUGACAAAGUUGAAACCAUCAACGACUACGAAUGUAAAGUAUUCACCGCCAACAAUGUACAACUCGUUACUAAAAACAGAACAGAACACCUAACAAAAGAAGACAAAGAUAAAGUUAAAGCUGAUGGUCCUGCAUUCUCCUCCCCUCUGCAAUCAUUACUAGGUGUAGUAGAGCAACAAGAACAGGAAGCAGGAGGUGCAGGGCUCAAUGUAACCCAGUCUGGAACCCUCACCAACCCCACCGACAUCAAACCAGAGGAAUACUUCAAUGAGAGGAUCCCCCUUGAAGGCAGGGACGUCGGCCGGCCCAGGGAGGUUACCACCAAGGUGCAGAAGUUCCGGGCCACCCUGUGGCUAUCAGAGAACCACCCCUUGUCCCUCCAGGAGCAGGUCCUGCCCAUCAUAGACCUGAUGGCCAUCAGUAAUGCCCACUUUGCCAAGCUCAGGGAUUUCAUCACCCUGCAGCUACCUGCAGGAUUUCCUGUCAAGAUUGAAAUCCCCCUCUUCCAUGUCAUCAAUGCAUGUGUAACAUUUGGAAACCUUUAUGCCAAGAAGCAGCCUGUUACGGGUGUAUCCAAUGAGGUCAUUGAGAGCUUGUCUGAGGAACCCCUACCAGCAGCAAGUGAGGAUCUUCUUGAGGGUGAAGGAGCUUCUCCCAAACCACUUCCCCCUGCCACUAUCUGUGUUGUUGAUCCACAUGUCUUUGAUAUACCAGGAGGUUACUCAAAGUAUAGAUCUGGGGAGAGUCAGGUUAGGUAUGGUGAGGAUGAGCUCCUGCAGCUAGCCAUACAACAGAGUCUUCUGGAGCAACAACAACAACAAACCAACAAUCAAGACGAGGUUGGUUUUAUUGAUGCUCUAGGUGAAACAGAAAAUCUACAGUCAAUUGAAGACAAACUCUUAGAAAGGGCAAUUCAAGAGAGCCUUCUUCUAUCUCAAACGGACGAGAGCAACAAUGCAUCCGGGGACCAACCCUCAUCAGUAUCCCAUGCCUCCUCGAAUCAUACUGGGGCUGCUGUCCAAUCUCAGUUACCCCCGGGGGCUGCACUCCCACCCCAACCAUCUCCAGGGGCCAACACCACCACCAAACCCCCCAUCACUACCUCACCGCUACCAGCCCGUCCUGCUCCGAUCGGUUGCGAGUUCUCUGCCAACAGGGAUGAUGAACUGAGACUGGCCUUGGAGCUGUCUGAGAGGGAGAGACUGGAGGCUGAUAAGAGAAGGCAGGAGGAGGACGAAGAGUUGCAGAGGAUACUCCAGCUAUCCUUGACGGAGAAAUGACAUCCAAAUGGUUGGAACGAACUAUCUUCUCCCAAUUGGAUAAGGCUCAAGUGUUGUGAUGGUGGAUCCAGUUACUCAUGAUGGAAUCCUCCCCCUCUGCUGUUGACAACUAUAUUCUUCUUUUCCUGUCCAAAGUGCUGCUUUAGACCCAGCUACAUGUAUCAGAAAUUGAAUUCAAUGGGAAGAUUUCCUUGGUGUCAAGUUUGAUAAAAGAGAAAUCAAAUCAAGGCUUGUAAUUUUUAAAGGUUACAAAUUUGCUACAUCGAAACAGCUCCCCCAUAUGCUAUGUAAUAUAAAUUCAGUCUAUUGCCAUAUUAUGAAUGCUUUAAUAUUAUUGAUUUAUUUUAUUUCAUAUAUGUGUGUAUGAAGUGGGUAUGGGUGUGCUUAUGUAUUUAAAGCACAGACAAUUUGCUUUUAAUUCUCAGAGAAAAUUGCAAUUGAUUGAAUUUACAUUACAUGACAUAUAGGGGAGUUACUCGAAUGUAGCAUCACAAAAUUAUUGUUUAUUUCCUGUGAUAGACUCAUUAGGUUAUUCCUUUAAUCUUUGACGGAUUGUGAGGUACUCUGUAACUUUUUCUAGUGCAUAAAUGAUACCUGAAAGUUUUAUAUGAAAUAGAAGUAACUGCUAUCUAAAGAAAGAGGGCAGAGAAGUGUGUUGCAGCACCCUGUGACAAACUGAGCCUGUGCCUACUAGAUGAUUUUUAUGGCAUUUUGCAAUUUAGACAACAUUCUUACAUGAAUAUUAUGGUUAAUGCUUGAGAACUUACCCUGUAAAGCUCAGGCAAUUUUUUUCUGCCUAACUUUAAAGUUGCAAAUUUCAAUAAUGAUAACUGUGACUUAAACACAAAGUUUGAUAUGAAGGUCUUGAACAAAGUUACAUUUUCUCUUUAUUUUACUGAUUAUCUCUCAGAUUCUUGAGAAUGGACUAAACAUUUUUAAUAACCAAUUUCGACACCCCUCAGAGAUUCGUGUAAGUUUGUAAAGUAGGUAAAUGCUGGAUGUGAAUAUGCAUUGCAAAGAAUGAAGUCAUUUUGUGCUUAGGUUUGUACAUUUUAGUCAGUAAUGCAUGAAAUGCAUACACAUUUUCAUGCCUAUAAUAGGUGUAUAUUAAAACUGGUUAUGUAGAAACAGUCAUAUAAGGUAAAUAUUGAUGUAGAUUAUUCAAAAUGUUUAUUUAUGAAACAGAUUAUUUUCAUCUUAAAAUAUAGUUCAUCAAUUACAGUGGAAAGAGUGGGGGUUGCAUAAACACUAAUUAUGGAAACAACUUAUUGCAGGACUUCUCUAUUUCUUUCAUCUUUCCCUGCUAAACUCAAUUUUACAGUACUUAAUGUUGAUUACCUUGUAAAUACAAGAAUGCGUUUUAAAAUCUAUUGAACCAAAUCUACAUAUCUUGAAAGAAAAAAAAAGGAUUAAUUACCGGUAAGCAAAUAUACAGAAAAUUAUCUAACCCCUAAAUUUACGAUGGUCAAUAUCAUUACGACAUAUCCAUAAUGUUAAACAUAGCCAAUUUCAUUGUAAAUUUGUAUGUUUUGGGGCACAGGAUAUUCAAUAUUGCAAGUAGGUUUCUCUUUCGGUAGUUUCUAUUUAUAUCACUUCUAUCUGUAUAUUGUUGUAUUGGCUGUAACAUAAUGUGCAUUAAUAAUGCUCUUCUAUUAAAGCUGAUUUCACUUUAUUCAGUUCAUACUUUUAUUUCAUAUAUGAGAUAAUUCAGUUGAAAAUGCAGUAUGGUUUGUUUGAUUUUUAAUUAAAGAUACAAUAUUCUUAUUUAGACUAAUUUUUCUUGCAUUAAAUACUGAGAUUUUGUUUGAACUCGGCCUGUGAAUAUUUUAACAAAUAGCUGUUGAAAAGGCAGUGAUUCAGAUAAUUCAGAUAUGUUGUGCUGUUUUGCCAAUUAAUUAGCGAUCCCCAAUUUAAUGACUUAAAUGACAUUGAUUUGCUGCAAAAUUCUACAGAAGAGCCUCAUAUUGCAAGGAAAAUAUGAUAUGAACUGUACACCACUUUUAUCAAGUUAUAUUCCAAGUAACUGUAGAAGAAAUAUAUGAAUAGUGCAUGAUCUUGAAACUUGGCUAUAAAUAUGGUUAUCCAAUUGAUGUUUAAGGGGCCCGUUGCAUAAAACAUUUUACCUGAGAAAACUCAGGUUUUACCAGAGUUUUUGCUAUGUGUUAAAGUCAA